Molecule: messenger RNA, 17160 nt
Organism: Macrobrachium nipponense
Lineage: Eukaryota; Metazoa; Arthropoda; Malacostraca; Decapoda; Palaemonidae
Product: transcription factor Ken-like
Exons: 5
Coding region: 315-1718 (467 amino acids)
Biological process (GO): regulation of transcription by RNA polymerase II
Cellular component (GO): nucleus
Molecular function (GO): protein binding
Source: RefSeq, a predicted model, not a curated record
GGUUCCUACGCGCCCUACAUGUGGAGAAAGUGAUGGGCGGAGGUGGGUGGGUGGCUUGCGUGGCGCCCGCAUUCCGCGCACGGACCGCCCCUGGCCGCCUCCGCCCGUCGCUGCCCUUCACCCACCCUACCCGACACAUUCCCACACGCCCAUGGUCCUUGCUUGGACGGCGUUCUCGCAUUCGCCGCCUCUCUCGACCCCUUGACAUUUGGGGGCAGAUUUGCUUCGUUAUCCAGCUAGGCUAGGUUACCUAGGGGUUGGCUGCACACCGCCCACGAUUAGCUACUACCUAAUCUCCCACAUUGGCGAAACUCAUGCUCUCCCACCCACCCUUGGGCGCACCCAGUCUUUUCCUUCAUUCCGCCCCUGAGACGUGUAGGAAGUACGUGAUGAACGAGGAGGAGUUUCUUCUGAAAUGGAACAACCACCAGACAAAUUUUGUAGAUGUUUUCAAUCACCUACUCAGAGAUGAUUCUUUUGUGGAUGUUACAUUGGUUUGUGGGGGAGAGGCUGUUCUCGGCCACAAGAUGGUGCUUGCUGCUUGCUCCCCCUUGUUGCACCGUAUCCUACGUGAUAACCCCUGCAAGCACCCAGUCCUCAUCCUCAGCGACGUCCCUGCUGAAGACAUGCGAGCGAUGAUGAAGUUUAUAUAUCAGGGAGAAGUGAGUGUCUCUCAGAGUGAAUUGGCCAGUUUUUUAAAGACUGCUGACAACCUCCAGAUUAAGGGGCUGGCAGAAGACAAAGAGAAAGACAAGGAACAUAAAUCGAAGGAAGAGAGAAAGAGGAAGGACAAGGAAGACAGGUCAGAAUGGCGUUCAAGCAACAAAAGACAGCGUCUGUCGGAUUCGCGAGCCACGGAAACGUGUUCGCCUCUUCUCUCAGGCUCAUUUAAAACAAUUAGUGAUUCUCACUCUAGUCAUAAAAGCAAGAGCAAGACUUCCAAUGAUGACCACUCAUCAAAGAGCAGUGGGGUUGGAGGAGUAAGUACUCUACACGUUCCAUCCUCCAAGCACGCAUCAUCAAAGACUUCCAGCUCAAAGAUCGUUGUUCAUGGCGUUCCCAACAAAGUUUUGAAUACUUGUUCUACGAAGGAAAAUUGCACUAUACAGACAAACUCCAGUAUCAGUAUGGAAGAGAAUAACUUACUGAAGGCCAAUUUGUCAGAGGAUUUAACCAUCAAAACAGAACCUUUGGACUAUCCAGGGGAAAUGGUUUGGACAGAGGGUCACGGUGCCAUUAACAGCGAUCUUCUGGAUGAUCCUCAACCCAUUAUGCCACUAGGUGCCAUAUCGGGAGCGCUUGAAAGUGUUGCUGUUGCUCUGACUGCUUCACCCAAUCUACCUGUUUUGGAAACAAAUGAAGAUGGUCGCUGUGAUGAGGAGAGUCGAGGAGAUAUGUCCACUGCCUCAGAUGACAUCAAUGCCAACACAACCGCAGGGGAAGUGGAAGAAGUUGAGGAUGAGACCACAACCACAGGGUCGCCCAGCAAGUUCCGAGGGGGGCGUAAAGCUUGCUGCUUCUGUGGCAAGACAUUCUGUGACAACUACACUUUAAGACGCCACAUGGUCACCCACUUGUCGAGGGAGCGUCAGUUUGAGUGUCCGAUGUGCAGUGCCGCAUACUCGCGCAAGGAUCACUUGAUGGCUCACAUUCGCCGCAAGCAUCCCAUUUCGGAUGAUGUGGAAAAAAUAGAGUAUAACACAGGGCAAGCAAGCUAAGUAUAGCACCGUAGUGUUUAUUAUAUCCUUUUAGUUGUUCAUAGAUAUUCAAGGUGUAGCGAUGUUCACAGUGAUUGUAGUAUUCCUAAUUCUUGUUAUUGUGAAUGUAUAUCCUUUGCCAUUCCAAGCUAUCAGGGCGAUACUGGUUUUUCAGUGUCACAAGAUGGAUAUUAGGAAAUAUAUUUGAAAAAUAUUGUAUAGGAACUAGAAAGUUUUUGUAGACAAAUUAAUAGGUUACCACAUUUAGAAGCUGAAAAAUAAACAUGACAGGGUAUAGAGUAUAUUUUACCAUCCGAUGCUACCAUGUUGUAAUGGGUGCUGGAGUGAGGGCAAUAUCUCGAGUACUCUGCAACGUAACACGCGCUUUGAAAUUGAAAUGCAGCAAUUUCCUUUCAUCCUAAGGAUGAUGUUCAGUAGUUGUCACUUUUGUUUUGGUACUUUUCCAUUUUGCACACUCGUGUAACAUAGGUGUGCGUGAACUGUUUAUGGCGUGUAACACGUAAACACAUGAAGCAUGAUACGUGCACACAGUUGUAAAUUGCUAUGCUACAUUUCACUGUCCUCCACUAUAGUGGAACUAUAAUGUACUACUUAUGUAGACUUAACAAUGACUAUCUUUUAAAAGAGAAAGACAACUAAGUGGCCUGCAGUUUCUAAAGAAUAGAAAAAAAAUUUAUUGUGUUAGGUUAUUUUUAUUCCAGUAAUCUACACAACUUUGCUGGGAAAACUAUUGUGAUAGCUUGCUUGGAAUGCUUCUAUAUAAAGUAUGUUUUUAAAUAGGUUUAGAACAAAUUCCAUGAUUCCCACUCUUCUCACUCUUCUCCUGCAAUAUCUGACAGAAAAUCCCAUAUCACAGUUUUGUACAUAGUGUAGAAUAAUGACCAUCAAUAUACCAGUGUUUCGAGAUUGAUAGUGAUGCUUAAGAGCCUAGUUUUCUACUGUGAGAUAUAUCAUAACCUAGAACAACAUCCAGUGUCUUGUGGUUUGUACCAAAGUCUUACUUGCCAUAGAGUAAUUUUUACAUACAGGUUAUUUAGGACCUUGAGAAAUGAAAAAUAGACUACCUUUUACUUUUUUGUUAUACCGUAAAACAGAAGUGGGUAGGUUUUAGUACAAUAUAAACCAAAAUAUAAUGAAGGUGUGAUGGGAAAAAUAUGCCUCGAUAAAGAUAAUGGUUUAGCCACAUAUGUCAUCAAUGUAGGUAUUUUCCUUGGUUUGUAUAAUGAGUAAGGGUACUUACAUUACAGUAAUAGGUUCCAGAUUUUCCUUUAACAGAACUUGAUUUUCCGGCACUGUUGUUUUUAAAUACAACCUCUUUCUUUUCAAUAAAAUACUUUGCCAGUUUUAUAGCUAUUGCUUGGAAACCUGCCAUUCAUUUGUUGCAUCAUCACAAGAAAGUGUUUCUUAUAAUAAUAAUAAGUAAAGUAAAAUAGUUCAAAGAUUUUUUUAAGGACAUGAAUGGAAGGGUGGUGAGUACAGUAUGUACUCAUUGCUAGAAUAUUUCUGUUUUUUUCCAGUAACUAAUAGUUAGUUGAUUUCCUUGGCCUCUUUCUUAAGAGCCACAAGAGGCAUUAUUCAACAUUAUUUGCCAAACAUGCAUGCUACAAAUAGCUGGAAGUUCUUUCACAUGUCAUUUGGUAACUAAAAAUACUUUCUCACCCAUAUUCAGAAAUUGUGUUAACUGAUAUACAAUAGUUUAUGAAAAAGUAAAAAAAAAUAUGCCCGUCAGCUACUUUUCUCCGAGAUAUUUUGUUAAACCUAAACAUUGGAUGUUUUCCACUUGAUUUUAGCAUUUGUGACCUCACUUGUCAAAUUUUGCAGAAUAUGAACUGGUUUGAUUAUGUGGAUUAAAGUCAGAAUUGACAGGAUUUCCAUCUCCAUGUUCUCAUCCUCAUACUCAUCCAACUUCCCAUGGCCUGCCACAGUCGUCCCUUUGCUCUCGUGUGCGAGUUGUUUAUAAGUAUUUUGCGUGUGUGUGUGUGUGUGUGUGUAUAUAAAAUUUUAAAGUUAGUAAAGGACUAUGUUACUAACUUUCAAGAAUUGUUCUUUCACAGGUAAAGAAACGUUUUUAUGUGUACCACCAUAUAAAUUUAUUAUUUUAUGAUUAUAUUUAAUUUGCGUGAUUUUCAGAUUAAUUAUGGUAAAUUACUAAGCUUUGAAUUUGUGUUUCAAUUAAAAUUUUCACCUAGGGCCUAUUGUCUAUCCAUUAGGCUUUUCUUGCCUUUUUGAAUUCCAUCAUUAACUUAACAUUCAUGUGAUGGACAGUGUUUGUAAAUCCAUUGUGGUAGUCAAUAUAGAUGCAAAAUCUAUUACAGUAUUACCAACAGUAGAAUAGAAACAUUAAAAGAUGGCAGGGUUAUUGUACCCAGAGAUUGUAGGGUCAUGCAUUCAGUUUAUAUAACUCCUUCCUAUUUUUUGGCCUUUUUGGGGGGGAGUAGAGCAUUAUAACUGACAUUAAUCACCUGAAACAAUUUCCCCACCGUAUGCUUAAAGACCACGGUUUUGGGUUUUAGAUUGUUAAGAGGAUGUGGACUUUGUUUAAAAAUGAUAUUAAAGGCCUACACUAUGGGCAACAUCCAGCAAAAUCUCCAUAUGUGAUUCAGAAGUGGCUAUGUUUUCCAGGAUUUGUGCUUUUUUCUGCCACAUUCUGCUGCAAAGAGCUUGUGGAUUUAUUUUUAACAUUUAAAUGAAAACGUGUGCUUUGUCUACUUUCCCUGAUAAUGUACCAGAAAUAUGUUAUCAUCGCACACACUCUAAACACCAUUAUAUCGUUGUUUUCCUCUCACCUUUCAUUGUUGGUCAUUUUAUAGAUGCCUUCUUGAUGUAGGGUCCUUUUUACAUUAGGCUGUUCUGGUGAUUGUUGCAAUGAUUUCAUUGUAACACUAGGAAUUCACCAUUAGUUAAUAACCCAAAACUUUAAUUGGCUGUCGACUGGUCAGUGUAGUGAACCGGAAAGGAACUGGAAAUGUUUUGUAGCAGUGAAGAAAAAUGAGAGACAUCUUAGUUUCUCUAUAUUGUAUUUAGUUUGUCAUUGCGUAACCUUUUUUGACACUGCAUUCAUUUGUGUAUAGUAAGGUUACUAGUAUUUGCCUUGUUCCAUUGGAAAUGCCUUUGACACAAAACGGCACACAUGACACUGCUGCCUUAGAGUUAUAAUAAUCAUAAAGUUUUGUAAAACAAUUGUCAUGAUACAUUAACAGCCUUUCAGUCUUACUUACUUUUAAUCUGAUGAAGUACAGUAGUAAAAAUGAGUUGCGUAAUGUAAUCAAGGAACCAUUCUUGAAUACCAUUUUGAUAGGAGCUCUUAGAAACUCAUUUCUGGACACAUUGGCCAAGCAGAUUUGAUGAAACACUUUAGUGGAAUAAGUAGUAGUGAGUCUGAUCUGAUGCUCUUUAGCAUUUUUUUUCCUUUUAUAUUCACAUUUAGAUAAAUUAUAAAGAAGUGUAUGUAUGUGUUUGCUUUAAAGCAAACUCACACACAUGACACUAUAUUUGCAUUGUCUGCAUAUGUUUGUGCAAGUAAAACAGUCUAUCUCAAUGCCUUAAACCACUACCUGGUCUUCAUAUUUUCAUACCAUAUUUGUAGACUUUACUCUUUUCUUGUGUCUGUAUGCUUGAUGUUUGUAAUCCGUAUAAUAAAUUAUUUACACUGUUGCAUUGCUCUGUUUUUCUCUUGCUUUGCCAAUUUUCUCCUAUCCUUACAAUUCUCUAAUAUUUUGUUUUGCUGUACUAUAGCUUAUAUUAUUUACAUACUUCACAUUUUAGCUAUGAUUUUUCACAUUAUUCUGAUUAUACGUACAGGCAGUCCUCGGUUAUGGGUGGGCUCGGUUAAUGGCAAUCCAGUUUUAUGGCGGUUGUCUAACGCCAUAAAAUUCAGCGGUUUAUGGCGCCAUAACGGACUGAAUUUUGGUUAUCGGCGCCAUAAGGUGCAGGUAAAAGAGUUAUGGCAUCAUAACAUACCUAAUAGAAGCACCAAAAGUGCCAUGAAUCACAGAGUUUCAAUUAGGGUGGGUUUUGCUUAUCAGCACCCCACCGAAUGCCCACAGAUAACCUGGGACUGCCUGCAUACAUAUUUCACAUUCUGUAUAUAUGUAUAUGUACUCAGUAUACUAAUUCACUAUUCAGAUUAAUGGAUAUACUUGUACAUACAAACUAUGCUUCUUUCUACACUUGUAGAUACAUAUAUGGUAUCUUCAGCUGAAUAUUUAUAUCCUAUAUGCUUUCAUAAACUCCAACUCAUUUAUUCUUUGGGUUAGGGUUUUCAGGCUUUUUUAAGAUUAUUAUUAAUGCAUUAGUUAAUAUGUACACAUAAAACUGUACUGAUAGUUAUGUAAAAAUAAAGAUCAUAGAAUGAAAUGGAGUAGUCAAAGAAUAAUUUGAAAAUAUGAUAUGAAUUGUAGAGAAGAUUCUUGUUGAAAUAGUAAUGGAAAUGCUUAAUCCUACAGUUCUUGAAGUUAACUAAAUAUGUUAGGUGUUAGUAUAAUGAUAUUGCUAGAUUGUGGAAAGGUGUUAGUAUUAUGAUAUUGCUAGAAUGUUCCACAAUAACCUGUGAAUUAACAAAUAUGAAUAUUGUACUGUAUUAGCUGAUGAUGAUGAACAUGAAUUCAGUAUUUUUGUGGCAAGUGAACAAAGUACAUUACAGUUUGGGACAUCCAUCCUCGGAUUUUAUUCAGAGCUUUAGCUUUCCAUCAAGGAUAUUACUUAGUAGAAAAUUUAGUCAAUGACGAUAUCCAAUGUAACUCGUAUUUAUUAGCUGUAAGCCUAAGAACAAGUAACAGGUUGCAAAAUGACAGCAUAUGUGUUCUUGGAUAUACAUUCCCUCACAAAUGAAGUACCAAAAGGUGAUAGGAUGAUAAGCACACUUGUGAAGCAUGAAAUAUGCCCUUGACCUGAGGUAAACCUACUGUUUUGGAUAUUUGACAUAUACGGCUUAACCCAGGCACUGAUUUCAGGAAGGCCACACUGCCAUGCUCUGCAUUUGGGUGUGUAGGAUGGUCAAGUAUCUUUCCUUUUCUCUCCUUUCAUGGGGGACUUUUGGGCUACAUAGUUACAUACACACACACAUACUAAGAAUAACUCAGUGUUUUUUCACCAUAAGCAAAUUAAUCAUAUGUAUGCCUGUAUUUGUUUCUCAAAAUGUUCUCAGGAUCACCAGUAUUUUGUCUUGAGAAAAGGGUCUCGCUCUUGGUCCUUAGGUAUUUCUAUACUAAUAUGCUCACUCUGUAGUCCUGCAGUGUUGUUCACAGCUCCAUAUUCACAGUCCUUAAGUGUGUGUACUGCAUAGAGGACUGUUAUUUAUGUUGAUUACUAAAUCGUUCUCCAUUUUUUUCUCAUAAAAUUAUUUAUUUCGGCUAUUUUUCUCACAAGUGCUCUUUGUAAGUAAGGUGAAUAUUUUUAUUUUUUGUGACACUAGAAAGUUAUCUAUUAAAACUCAGAAGUCAGUUCCCAUUAUCUCUGAAACCUUUUCUAUUUCUAUAACCUACCUAAGAAUAAAUAUACUAUAUUUUGCAGCUCUGUUUCUUGGUAAAUAUUUUGUGGGGCUUUCUGAGUGUACUUUUGUAGUAUUAACAAGUCGUUUGGUCAAUCUACAUGGAUUAAUUCAUUUUUCCUCCAAUUUUUUAUUCUUAAUUGGUGUCUCAAUUACAGAUGUUAAUGUCUCUAAUUUCACCUAUUUCUGAGUAGUCAGUUUUUGCUUGUAUUCUGAGAUCUGUUAAUUCCGUUGAAUAUAACUUUUUUCAGUAUAGUAGGAUUUUGUUACAAUGUUUCCUGGGAACAUUUCAGGUUGAAAUAUUGGCAUGUGAAUAAUGGGUCUGUGUGAAAAAAAGUUUAUUAUAAAACAUGAAUUUACAAGUUUUGGAUGUUAACCCUGUCCUCAACACUCCCUCUUUUACCCGGGGGUUUGUGGUGGUAUGAGGGGUGCUUCCUGUUUGCCCCCAACAUGAAGAUUAACUUUCAAAGCCUUGACGACAGGGCCCCCUAGGGCUUGAACUAAGUGUCUUCAGGUACGAGAAUCCACCACCCUUCUGACCUAACUAUCCGAGUCAUAUAAACUUGGUCAUAGAAAAAUCUCUUAAAUUAAAAUGUCAGUAGUUAAAAGUAGUUUCUGAAAUUAGGCCCAAAUUAUCAAACACAUGAGACAUUGUUUCAUUAAUCUAAAUUAUGCUAUGUUCUGUCCAUGUAAUUAUUUUUUUAAGAAGGGGUAUAGAAAUUCUUUGCCUGCCACUUUUGCCUACAGAAAAAAGAACAAUGGCCUCUCCUCUAGGUGUCUUGAAACUUGAGCCUUAUUGUAGAUGUUGCAAUAUUCUAGUUUUUGUUUGCAAAUUCCAAAAAAGUCCAGUCAAAUGAAGAAAUACAGGAACAUGUUUGUGCUGCUUAAAAUUUCAUUUACCCCACUGUCACUGUACUGAGCUGGUGACAUGAAGGUUCAGUUUGGGUCCUGAUCAUGUCUUGAUGGAAAAUUUUAUUAAAAAACUCUUGUAUACAUGUAAAUGCAUUGCAUGUAUAUAGUCAAUGUAUUUUUGCAGUUGCUGCACAUAUUGUGUGUAAUUUCUACCCACUUUAUUUUAGCCAAGAUGUUUAUGUCAAUGUCAAGGCUGGUUCUGUUAUGUGACCUCUACUUGUAAAAAUUGGGCUCGUGGGUUCUUCAUAUACUUCGUAUGUUAUAAUUUCCUAUUAUCUUAUUUUCAUGAUUCCUCAUCCAGUCCAUGAUUCCUCAUAGUGCCUCUCUGGCAUCCAUACUUAUGGAAUUAGGACCUUGGAAGAAGUGGAUGACGCUUGAAAAUACUGCUCUGGCUUAUUAGUAAAUGACAGUGAUGUAACUUGAAUUACUCAUUGUAUCUGUGAUAUUGGAUUACUGUGGUCCCUUGUGAAAUGGAUGCAAUUCAUUGUCCAGGGGAUGACAUUGCUUAUCAAGUACAAUAGAAUGCUUAGAAGAGAUAAAAAUAGGAGGAUAACAAAUAAAAAACAAACAAUUUCACAUCUGCUAUAUAUGCAGUUUUGAAAUUAAAACAGAUUUAGAGAAUGAAAGGUAGCAGGCUACAGGGUUACAAAGCAUGAAAAUACAAGUUAGAAGCUAAAAGCUAGAAAAUAAGCUACAAUAAAAAAAGACUUCCAGUACUAGACAUAGAGGCAAUUCAAGGUAGCAUAUGAAUGUUACAUACAAAGCUCUUUUCCCAGUUAAGUGGGGAUUUUGCUCCGAAAGAGAUACACUGGUAAUUAUGUCAAUAAAUUAACCCUCUUAUAGAGCAAAAGUAGUAUGAUUAUUUUCAGGCAAAUAUCCCAGGCAGGCUAAACAAUAUUAAAAAUGAAAGUCAUUACAAUUAGGCUUGAUGUUUUUUUGUGACCUCAGGCAUGAUGAUAAAAGAUAUGGUUUGGUUUCACUGCAUUUGGAAUGCACUUUGUGCUUUCAGUGCCUAGAUGGCCUAAGGCUUCUCUCAUAUGACAGUGAAUUGUGAUUUUCUUUUGCUGUAAAGACUGACAUUUCAUAUAAAAUUUUCAUUGUUUUUGUGGAGUUUCAAGUUUAUAUAGACAUUGAAUGCAUAACAGGAGGAACUAUAUAGUAGUUGUAUAUAUAUCGCUUAAUUCGACACACAAUGUCUUAUUCAUAUUUGUGCCUUGACAAACCUCUUAGCUUUACUCACUCCAACUACUUCAUAGAUUACUCUGAAGCUGAAUGUCUAAAUAAGGGUUAUGGCCUUUUUUUUUUUUUAUCAACAAAAACUGACUGUUUUCAGGUUUGGUACUUAAUUCCAGCAGUAGCAUAAAACUACAAAUCAUAGAACAGUUUGAAAUUUUGCAGCACUUACUGUGAUAGUCAGUAGUGAAAUUAGGUACCUGCACUGUAGGUAGACUGAGUAAAAAAAGUGAACUUCAUCCAGUAAGUAUGUGGUGUGUCAAGUUCUGUAUGACUGCUAGAGUGAAUUUGCAUAAGGCAUAAUAUUAUAAUAUGGACGGCUGUUGGCAGACAUGGUUGAAAAACCAAGAACCCUAAAUACCAUUAAAUUUAUUAAGGACUAAGGGCAGUAUUUAGUUAUUAUUAGUAGUACACUACCAAAUUCUAUUACAGACACUAACAGGAGUUUGCCUCGUGAGAGGGAAUGGCCAAUAAAACUGAGUGAUAUUUAGGGUUAUUGGAUAAUUUUCCAACCACAAUUGUUAAUGGUAAAGGUUUUGGGUUAUUAUGAAAUAACUCAUAGUUAUAGCUGAUGCUGCAGUUCUAAUGUAAAGGUCUUCAGUGCUGAAACUCAUGGAAGUCUUGGAUGAAUUGCUUUCAGAAGGAAAAUUCAGGCUUAUGAUAUUUAAGGUUUGGUGUACAGUAUAAUCUUAUUGUCUAGAGAUUAGAUACUCCUGCAGCAAGAUGAGCCAAUAGCAUUUUAGACUUGCAUUUCUUUGAGGCUGCUGUCUUGACAGGUUUCAAAUUCACACAAUUUUAAAACAGGUCAGUUUUUUUAUCGGUGGAAAUGUAGACAAUAUACAAGCCCACCAGAAAUGCCUUCUGCUAUGUAAUUGGGCCAUACUGCUAUAUGCUCAAGAAAUAUUUUCCUAUGAUAUUUGAAUACUGAUACUGUAGUGCUUUAUGAAAAAUUAUGAGACCUCUGUCAAAAGAUUCCAAAGAUACCUAUCACUUUAUAGUUCAUUCUCGUAUUCCUGGUUAUUUUCAUCUUUUGUGGUUUGGGAACAUCCAAGAAGAUGACAAACACAGUAGACUGAUGAUGCUACCAAGUGGCAUUUCAGUGCUAGGCUGCAAUCUACUGUUUUUGUUAUUUUGUCACUUAUUUUUACUUCGAGUUAGAUUACUAUGGUUAUCUGUGUGUCGUGUUUUCUUUCAUCUCAUUUUUAAUGUGUCGCAUUGAUAAAUGGACGUUUAAAAACCAUAUAUCAGACUUGUUGUACUUAUGGCAUUUUGCCAUGAAGGUAAAACAGAGCAAAGGAGGAUGACUUGUGGUAAGGAACCGAAAGAGUUUUCAUGUAUUAGUCGUUACAUGCAGUUUCCUUCCAUUUUUUAUUCUUUAAAUUGUAACAGGGAUAUGGACAUUUUAUCUUAGUAUCUGAAGUUUUGACAUUACCCUGUACUUGCUGUAAAAGACAGUAAAUACCACUUUUUAAAUAUUUUCAGUGAUAUUUUGGCUAUAGUUUCAUUGUAAGUUUUUGCAGUUUUAGGUUUGUAUGUAUCUUUGAUGGUUGGAUUAACAAAAUGUCAAUAUUCACUCCUUAUGUGUAUGUAUAUACUAUAUAUAUAUAUUAUAUAUGCUUGCAUUAUGUUUUUUUUAAUGUAGUACACAGGUAUGCUGUAUAUAAUGUCACAGAUUUUUUUGUUCACAGCAUAUAGUCAAUUAUAUAUGCAGAAAUUAUGAAAUAAUGACAAGCAUAAUGUAGUAUACAGAAUCAAAGUUCAAAAUACUAAACUAUGAAAUAUAAGUAAAAAAAACAUUGCAAAUUUGGAAUGUUACGAAUAUCCAAGAGUAUUCAUAUAUAUUAAAACAGCAGUUGUAGUUUUGAACAUUUUUUAAAUGCCAAGACAGUUUACACAAAAAAUACUUUUCUUGUUUAUGCACUUAAUCAGAUUUCAUUUAACAAAGAAUAAUAACAGAGCGCAAUAGGAAUUGAGAUUCAGUACUAGAUGUGGGGUCAGACCAAAACCCAGUCUUCUUGAUAAGCAGUUAUUAUAAUUAUCAUCAUUGUAAUAGUUGUGUAAAUAUCCUUAUCAUUAAGACCACGGUUAUAGUAAUGAUGACAGCCGUCACAAUCUACAUGGCAAGAGUGGAAACCUCUGUCAUAGGACUUCAGCCAUGUGUUCCAUAUUUUUCAUAUUUAUGAAACUGAGCAAUCUUCCUCAAAAAUUGAGCAUAAUUUUCCUAAUUUUUUUUUAGCAAUUUUUCAGUUUGCUUAAAUGCUCUGAAUCAUGCCUAAAAUAGUAGCAGUGUGUAUAAAUACAAAAAAAUUAAAUCAAUUCUCUCGUUCUUCAUAACAGGAAACAAAUGAGGAGCAUUAAAGUGACCCCAAAACUUCAUUGUUGGAUGUUAUUGCGAUAAAUAUUAAUACGUAGUAGUAAUGGACGUUACCUAUGCUUAAUUCCUACUGCCUCUUCAUGCUUAUUAUUUUCAAUAACUUUUUCAUCCAGUUGAAGGUGGUUAGUUAAGAGGGUGUUUUAUGUAUAAUUCUGUUGAAUUUUUUUUUUUUUGCAAAGUGCAUCGUUCUGGUUAAAUUAUUGGCAAAAUGCUUCAAGUCUGUAAAGGUAGCCAUAAAAAAAAAUCCAUCAUUAUAAUUUUGAUCAGUUGAAACCUGAUAAGAUGAGGAGCUACCUUUGUAUUGUGGUCAGGAAUUUGUGAACUCUGAUUUUGUAUAUUAUAUAUAUAUAUAUAUUUUUUUUUUUAUAUCUCAUUAGUGAAUACUAUACAAUAUCAUCAUCCCUGGUGGUGGGAGGGUAAUGUGAAUGUAGGUUUGUGUAUCAUAGUAAGAGCCAAUCUUUGAGAGCACUAAUGUCAAAUGUGAUGGUAGUAUUUUGCUGCAUUUAGCAUAAAAUCUUCAGUUUUCAGUAUACAGUCAUUUUCUUUUAUACUAGUAGAAAUUUUUUUUUUCUAAGGGUAGAUUUUGCAUUAUCGUCCAAAGUAGUGAGAUCUUGUAUGGUAUGUAAUUUCAUGUUGGAUUAUGAGUGGCUUUUGGGUCAGUAGGCCUCAUGUCUUGCUUGCAAUCUUGUUUGCCGUAACAUAUGGUUAGCAUAGCAAGUAUAUAUACUGGGAAAGCAAGUGUGUUCUUUGCACCAGCAAUGAGGUUCAUACCAGCUUCCCCCACUCUCCAAUGCAUACAACCAAUGCCACCCAUGCCAAGGUCAACAAGGCUGCAAACAAAACACAACAUCUACUGAAUUAUAAGGAAAAUAAAGAAGACUUAAUAAAACAAGUACAGCAGAAUACUGCUGUUGCAUUUAACAACAGUGCUCUACAAAAAGGGCUCAUACUACAGUAUACAAUAUGACUAUAUGUGCGAAAAUGUUGAGUACAUAAUAUAUGUACCUAUGGUAUUUCCAGUUUAUUAUCAAUCCAGCUUUUGAUUUACAAUGUUUAUCUGACUUUUGGAAGUGCUUACAGUAGAAGGUAACAGAACUCAUUUCACAUCUAACCAUGUCAAGGGGAAAUCUUAGGUAAUAUUGUUAAGGAUGAUGAUAAUAGAUGUGGGUGGGAUUUGAAUACGUGGUUACUUUCGAUUGCAGGCAAGCUGCAGUAUGUAACAAGUUUUCCUACUCAAAAUGAGAAUGCCUUAGGCAAGAUUUGAGGCCAAACGCUUUCACACCCAUACACACUUCUGUAGGUAUAACAAGCUUAUGAAUUUGUCACCAGUUCAGUGUAACAAAUCUUUUGACGCUUUCAAGUGCCCUACAUUGGAGUUUAUCCCAAGACUUUUCCACUUCCUUUGGGUAACUUUCUAUCCACAACCAUUGUAAGUAAGAUGUUGAAAUAAAUGGCAUAAAUGCCUUGUGUGUGCUAUGAAUGUUUCAGCUCAUGUGCACUAAAGUGCAGUUGUGAUUUCUGUCGCCAUUGCAUUGAAAAAUUGCAUAAGUAACUACUUCAAUAUGUACACUAAUGAAACAGACUUUGUUCAUUUAGAAUCUAUAUCAUUUUCCUGUGCUUGAAUACUGCAUUUUUCCUGAUGUUCAGUGAAUUUUUUGUUUGUUUUCAGUAUGGACAAGGACAUUUGCUAAGUUUAUGUUUCCUCACGAAAGGAAAAUUUUAAACUACAUAUGUAUGCGAUAUGAUUUAUAUUGUUAUGAAAUACUACUAUGUUAAGUUUUACCUGUUUUGAAUCUGAACUAGUGCCUCUGUAGUACAACUCAGUUCAUUUCUGAUGUGAUCCAGAGACCAUGUGAUUUUCUCACACUUGAUAUUGCAAUGAAUGGAACAAUUUUCCAUUAUUGUCUAGAUGCACAAAUGUUCCAUCAGUUUGUCUAUUGAGACCAAAUUUUCUUCCUGCUUGUUUUUUUUUAUUCAAGUGUAAUUGUGCCAUAAAGUCCUUCACAAAUUAAAUUGUAAUCAUAUUACAGUAAUUUGUUGAUAAACUUCGAUAUACCAGGCUUCAGUAAAUUUAACCUGGGAUGGCCAUAUGUAUGCAAUGAGGUAUGUGAAUGGUGUAUCUGUUAUGUAUUGGUUUAGCGAAUUAUAGAAUAUUGGAUCCUUUCGUUUGGUGCUAGCAAGUUCAAAGGGAUAAUGCAAAGAUUUGUGUCAACCAAAUUAUUUGACACUGUGCCAUACAAAAUAGUUUGUGAAACUUUUCUUUCUGAAGUUUCAGUUGAUAUCAAAUUUCAUUUGUACCUCUGCUCAUGAAAUACAUAUCUUGUUUUGUCAUUAGAUUAGGUUUUUAAAGGUUGCUCAGCAUGGUUGAACCAUUGUUCUCAAACACUGUUCAUUCACUGUGUUGUACUUUGCUUUUUUAAGGUUGAUGAAGUAUAGUCCUAACUAUAUGAAAGACCAUUGAGAGGAAUUUAUUAAGUCAAGGGUUUUUGUACAUGUAAUUUGUUCAUUUUUUCCUCUGCCUUCAUAUAUAUAGCUCACUUCAUUGUCAUAAGUGAAUUUCAAUCAUUUUGUUUUAGUAAAACUCCUUCAUUUUUAGCAGAUUUUUUUCCAUGGACAUAAAUUGUAUGGACAUAACAUUUGAAAUAUUUGAUUGAGAGUGAUUAUUUCUUCUGGGUUUUAGAAAGUGUUCAUAUAUCCAUAAGAUAUAAAAUAUGUACAUUAGAUCACAGUAAUUUUUAAUUUUUAUAUAUAGUGCAAUAUUCAUAAAAUUGUCCAUAGCCUUAUUUCCACAGAGCCAGUUAUUUUUAAAGUUAUUUAUCAAGUACUUUUUCAGGUAACCAGUUGUACUGAAACAUUAAGUACAUUUUAUUAAUUGAAUUUUAUUGUAUUGAUCUUAUAAGAUGGUACUUGAAUUGUAGUGGCAAAUAGUAAAUGUAACAAUAUGUACCGUACAGAGUUUUCAGUCAUUCUUUGUUUAUUGUGUUUUGGAUUAUGGUCCUAAGAAAACUAAUUUUGUUGACUGUCUUUAUUUGAAUUACCAAAAUAUUUAUUUUAAUAACAACUAAAUUUUUAAUCUGCAAAAGGUGAAUACAUGCAACUGCUGUUAGAGUACUGCUAUGUUUCUUUACUUCCUGGAUUUGCAGUUCAUUUCUGUUCUUGAUAGUUUGAUUUACUGAAGUACUGGAUAUGAGUAAUGUAAUAUUUUUUAUAAAGUGAAAAUGUGCAGAAUUAUGAAACCUACAUAAUGAAGUGCUAUUUUUUUAAGGAUGUUAUGGGAAGUGGACUUGAAUUUUCCUCACUGUCUUGUGUACGUAGUUCGAUCGCCUAGUUGGAAGUCAUUUGUUUGCAGCAUUUUAUCUUGAGGUUUUAGUCAUCUCUUUUCUCUCCUCUGGCCUCACUGUCUCCAAUUUUCUUUCCCCAUUUUUGGGGUAUCCUGUGUUUUCGAGUUUCCUCACAUGGAUUCGCAUGUGCUCUCAUUAAUCCAUUUAUUCCCUAUACUUUUUAAUGGCAAAAAGGUAAUUUUUCAUCCAGUUGAUACCCUUCUUUUCAAAUUUAGGUUUCUUGCCAAUGGAUGUUUUUUAUCCAUUAGUUCAGGGUUUAAUUUCAAGUUUCUAGAGCUACUGUUGUUGUAGCAAAAUCUCUUCCUUGCCCUUGUUUAGGGAAGUCUUCUCUAUAUUUACAGUUGCCAUUAUGUUUUGAAGUUUUUUUCCACUUUAUACUGUAUUACUGAAUUACAUAGGCUUCUUUGCUCUUAACAUUAUCUUUUAUGAUUGAGUGUGAUAUGGAAGUUUGGAGCGUAAGUUAGAAAUCAAGAGCCUGAUGUGUACCUGAUGCAUGUUGUUUAUUCCAAAGUUUUUUUUUUUUUUCUAAUGUAUAUGUACUUUUCUUGUAUCAUACCCUUGACAGAUAAUUAUACCCCACAAAGGACUUUCCACUUUUUGUGUAUGUUCAAUACUUAUGUAUGUUAGUAUUUUAGUUUCAAGUUACAGUAUGUUAUUUUGUGUUGUGCGUAUUGCCUAUACAGGCAGUCCCUGGCUUAGGAUGGGGGUUUCCGUUCUCGAGAUGCGUCGUAAGCCAAAAAUCACCGUAAGCUGGAAAAUUGUCAAAAAUCAAAAGAAAACCUUUUAAUGCUUAGGGUAUAUUUAAAACUUUGUAAAACUACAUUUUUAUUGUCUUUUUUCAUCAACAAACCUUCAAAUAUUGAUUAUUUUGUAUUUUUGGAGUCAUAUUUCUUCCGGAAAAUCGGCGUCGUUAACCUGGAAAUAAUUUCUGAUGAAUAUACUAAUUGAAAAGCGUUGUAACCUUGGAACGCCGUAUGCCGGGGACUGUCUGUAGUAUAUUUUAUGUCAAUUUUCCGUAUUUCUACACAUUUUCAUAAGCUUUGGCAUGAAAGUGCCUCUAGUCACUAGCUACCAAGUUUGUACAAAUGAGCCCUUUCACAAAACCAUGAGAUGAACAUUAGUGUUUGUAUGUACUGUAUACUGUUAAUGGAUGUUAUACUUUAGAUUUUAGAUUUAGCCUUUUUAGAGGAAGUUUUUUUUUCUUUUCAAUACUGCUACUACACUUCGGUGCUUGGAUCACUUCAAUUAUAAGUCCCGACUUAACAUCAUAACUUUGUACCUGUAGAAGCCCAUGUGACUAGAAUCUGUUAAGAUUCUUUUCGUUCAUUCAUUUUGGGGGUCAACCACUGCCACCUUUUUGCUUUAUCAGUUCUUCUUCUGGUGAUUCUCUUUUCUCAUUCAGUUCCUCUUUAAUCAGUGAAUUAAUCACAACUUUCAACCCUUGCUUUCCUUUGCUGUAAUUAAGCAAGACUGUGAAGCUUAAUCAACUGACUUGUGAUUUGGCAACUUUAUAUGGGCCUGGAGUGUUGGGGGACCAAUGUAUCUGUGCCUACAAAAGUGACCACUUAGCUAUAGUCAGUAGUCUACCUGGGUGUAUAAUUUUUGAAAGGAAUAAUUUUGAUGUUCAGCAUUGAAAAUAAUUUACGCAUUUCAGUACAUUUACUUUUUGUAAAUUGAUGUACAGAAAAAUAGUGAGAAAAUGGCCUUACGAUUUACGACACAACCUUCAAGAGUAGGUGCGCAAUCCUCGUCACUUCCUUCCCUCUUCCUUUAGACUACUGACUUUAUCUUUGAUCGUCAUCCUAUUACCCUCAGGUCCUCCUAUGCUCUUGUGCUCAGGGAUGUACAUUUCUUUUUGGACAUAUUUAUGAAUUGUACAGAAGGUGUAUCUUUUAUGUCAUGAUAUUUAUGAGUUGUACAGAUGUAAUUCUGUGUGUAAGGUGUCAUUAUAAUUAUUAGUUGUAUGGUUUCGUGUUACCAGAUUGUAAUGUAGCUUGAUCAAGCUCAUGUACCUUUCAAUCUUUUGUACUGUCAAUACACUAUACUUUGUAAUCUAAGCUUUCUAUGUAAUAAAGUUUCAACAGGGAAUCCAGA